AUGUCACAUCCCGAACCAUCACAACCGGUUCAAUCCAUCAAGGCUUCGGACAUACAAGCAUCGGGAGCGCAAACACAAGGAAUGAUUCGCUCCAAUGCGAUAGUUGACAAAUGCGACGGUAUCUGCGCUACUAGUAUGCUUGCAAAACCACAUACCGCCUCGGCAGUCCAUCAUCACGGAGAACAAGACACGAUAGUCUAUGCUGUUAAGGGACGCGGAACGGUCGUUAGCGAAGGGGGAGCAAAGAGGGUAGAUUUGGAACCUGGUGACUUUGCCCUCAUUCCUGCGUAUAUGGAACACCAAGAGGUCAACGACAGCGACGAGGAUAUCAUCUGGACCAUCGUGCGCAGCGGGAGGAUUCCAGAUGUAGUGAAUCUUACCGGUUGGAAUGGAGAACCCAUCAAGGGUUAA
Molecule: messenger RNA, 411 nt
Organism: Daldinia childiae
Lineage: Eukaryota; Fungi; Ascomycota; Sordariomycetes; Xylariales; Hypoxylaceae
Product: putative cupin domain-containing protein
Exons: 1
Coding region: 1-411 (136 amino acids)
Source: RefSeq, a predicted model, not a curated record